Messenger RNA from Aspergillus heteromorphus CBS 117.55, 969 nucleotides. RefSeq names its product amidohydrolase family protein. Gene Ontology annotation, biological process: secondary metabolic process. Gene Ontology annotation, molecular function: hydrolase activity; carboxy-lyase activity. Gene Ontology annotation, cellular component: cytoplasm; cytosol. The record is from RefSeq and is a predicted model, not a curated record. The transcript is spliced from 3 exons. Lineage: Eukaryota; Fungi; Ascomycota; Eurotiomycetes; Eurotiales; Aspergillaceae. The coding region runs from base 1 to 969 and encodes 322 amino acids.
AUGGCCCAUCAACUCCCUCCGAAGAUCGAUACCCACCACCACUUUGUCCCCGAAUUUUAUCGCCAGGCCGUAGAAGAUGCAGGUGGCGACCCAACCGGACUGCCAGUCCCCGCGUGGACGGUCGAAGACUCCCUAAAUGACAUGGAGGCAAACGGCGUCCGAAGAGCCAUCCUCUCCCUGACAACACCCGGGGCAGUUAUUGCCGGUGAUAAUGAAUCCAUACGCGCUCUCGCUCGAGAAGCCAACCAAUAUGCCGCGAACAUUCGCGAUCGGUAUCCGGAGCAAUUCGGGUUCCUGGCAGCCUUACCAUCACUCCUGGAUAUCCCCGGUACCCUCGCCGAGAUCGAAUACGCGCUCGACGUCCUGCAAGCCGACGGCGUCACGGUGUUUACCCGAUACGGCGACGGGAACAACUACCUCGGCCAUUCGCAGUUCACACCGGUGUGGAGGGAGCUGGAUGCCCGGAAGGCAGUGGUUCUGAUCCAUCCGACCAUGCCGGCCGAUAAGAACUGGAUUGAUCCGAUUAUGCCGCCGCCGAUGCUUGAUUUCCCGCAAGAGACGACCCGGACGGCGGUGGACAUGAUUGUCAAUAAUGUCACGCAGCAGUUCCCGAACUGCCCGAAGAUCCUCUCUCACGCUGGUGGAACCCUGCCGUAUCUUAUUUCCAGGCUGGCGGUGACAUCGGAAGAGACGAUGAGCCAGAAGGGGCCGUACGGGAAGACCUACUUCGAGUUCAUGGAUGCUCUUCGUUCGUUCUAUUAUGACUUGGCGCUGUCGAGUGCUCCGGCUGUUUUGAAUCUGUUGAUGGAUCUGGUGCCCCAUGAGCAUAUUCUUUACGGAUCUGAUUAUCCGAAUGCGCCGCCGAUCAAAGUAGCAGGAUACCGGGAGAAUCUCGAUGCGUUUGCUAUGGACGAGGAGUUGCGGAAGAUGGUCUAUUUCGAAAAUGCGCAGAGGCUUUUCUCAAAAUGA